UUCGCCCCGGAAGUGGUUCCGCGGCAUUGGUGAUAGGGUCGGGCCAUGGUGGGGCAGAGGUUGGGAAGAUGGCGUGGCGAGGCUGGGCACACAGAGGUUGGGGCUGCGGCCAGGCGUGGGCCCUACAGGUGGGCGGCCACAUCUGCGAAGAGGUCACCACGGUCCCGGCCCCGCCGCGACUCUUCGGACGCCGGUUUAACUUCUUUAUUCAGCAAAAAUGCGGAUUCAGAAAAGCACCCAGGAAGAUUGAAUCUCGAAGAUCAGACACAGGGUUGAGUGGUGGAGCCCACAAGAGAAGUGCUUUGAUUCCUCCCGUGGAAGAGACGGUCUUAGAACCUUCUCCCUAUCCCAUAAGGACUCUGCUGAAACCUUUUGUUUUCACUGUUGGGUUUACAGGCUGUGCAUUUGGAUCAGCUGCCAUUUGGCAAUACGAAUCGCUGAAAUCCAGGGUCCAGAGUUACUUUGAUGGGGUAAAGGCUGAUUGGUUGGAUAGCAUAAGACCACAAAAGAAAGGAGACCUCAGAAAGGAGAUUAACAAGUGGUGGAAUAACCUAAGUGAUGGCCAGCGGACUGUGACAGGUAUCAUAACUGCAAAUGUUCUUGUAUUCUGUUUAUGGAGAGUUCCUUCUCUGCAGCGGACAAUGAUCAGAUAUUUUACAUCCAAUCCAGCCUCAAAGGUCCUCUGCGUGCCGAUGUUGCUGUCGUCCUUCAGUCACUUCUCCCUGCUCCACAUGGCGGCAAACAUGUACGUUCUGUGGAGCUUUUCCUCCAGCAUCGUGAACAUCCUGGGUCAAGAGCAGUUCAUGGCAGUGUACCUGUCUGCAGGUGUUAUUUCCAAUUUUGUCAGUUACGUGUGUAAAGUUGCCACGGGAAGAUAUGGACCAUCACUUGGUGCAUCGGGCGCCAUCAUGACCGUGCUGGCUGCUGUGUGCACCAAGGUGCCAGACGGGAGGCUCGCCAUCAUCUUCCUGCCCAUGCUCACCUUCACGGCCGGCAGCGCCCUGAAAGCCAUCAUUGCCUUGGACACUGCAGGAAUGAUCCUGGGCUGGAAGUUCUUUGAUCAUGCAGCACAUCUUGGGGGCGCCCUCUUUGGAAUAUGGUACGUCACCUAUGGCCACGAGCUCAUCUGGAAGAACAGGGAGCCGCUGGUGAAGCUGUGGCACGAGAUGAGGACUCAGGGCCCCCGGAAAGGAGGCGGCUCCGAGUGAAGCCCACGUGGAUGUUCUGGUGCAUGACUUCACCGCGGGCGGGCUCCCGGGCCUGGAGGGCCGCCUCCUGUCCUGUCCUGCCUGGAGGGCACCCGGCACUGCCACCGCUGCCUCUGCUGCUUCGGCCUCUGGACCGUGUCCCUCUUGGCUCUGGAUGCAGGUGGCAGAGCUGUGGAAUAAAGGUUUCUGGCCCUUUUGCAA
Cavia porcellus (domestic guinea pig) is the source of this 1409-nucleotide messenger RNA. It is a transcript of the gene Parl, whose product is annotated as presenilin associated rhomboid like. NCBI's taxonomy places the organism in Eukaryota, Metazoa, Chordata, Mammalia, Rodentia, Caviidae. The transcript has 10 exons. Gene Ontology annotation, cellular component: membrane. Gene Ontology annotation, molecular function: serine-type endopeptidase activity. The record is from RefSeq and is a predicted model, not a curated record. Bases 69 to 1208 code for a protein of 379 amino acids.